AUGUCAACUAUAAGACCGUCCGAUCAUUUUGGUGACAAUCCAGGUGAUCAAGAAGAUUCUGUGGACUUUGAAUUUUUUGAAGAACACAGAGAGUCUAUACCGGGAUCAUUGAAAAAGAAUGACAACAAUAACUCAAAUUUAGUUAAAGCAAACAAUAAAACUUUUGUAGUAGAAGAAAAACAGGAAGGUGAUCUGUAUAAACGGAAUGAAGAUCUUGAAUUAAGCGAUGAAACAUAUCAUAGCACUGAAGAGGAAGAAAAGAACAAGAAGGGGAUAGAAGAUGAAAAUAAUUGGGUUAAGAGUCCAACAUUUCACAAAUCAGUUAACAAUUCUGAUAAAAGUAAUAGAAAUAAAGCUGUAGUGAAGGAUAUUGACAGUGACUCAGUGAAUGAUGAUGACGAAGAAGAACAAUCAAUUUCAUCUGGCGACAUUUCUAAUAUUCCUAGAUAUAAAAACAGAAAUGUAACAUCUAGAAAUUCUCCAAUACGACAAUCACCAAAUAAAAAUAAUGACCGGAAAAAGCAAACCAGACCCUCAUUUCGUAUUGCUUCGAAUUCUGAUAUUUUUAAUAUGAACAAUGAAUGUAUUAAUGUUGCACAAAUUGCAGAUGCUUUGAAAAGUUUUGACAAAAAAAUACAUCGUUUACAUAUUCGUCCACCAUGGAAAGAUCCGAAUUCAAGACCACUUCCAAGUGAUCGGACAACAGCAUUUUAUAACAUGUACGAGGAUUAUUUAAAAUAUCGAAAUCAGCGACCAUUGUCAAGUUUAGGAUAUUCAACAACAAAAUGUUUGAAUGACGAAAUAGCUGUGCGUAGAUUGUACCAUUCAACACUGAAUCGUUUGCGUCAAAAUGAAAAAAUACAGCUGGAAAACUAUGAAUUAGCUAAGCGCUUACAAAAAAUUCGACCAACAACUGGUAUGACUAAAGAAGAACAAUUACGAGAUUAUAAAAAGUAUUUUAUUACACCGAACUCAUUGUAUCCUUAUUAUAAAUCUGAUUUUAUUUCUUAUCGAAAAAAUUCUCAUAUAAAUCAAAACCUUAUUAAAAAUAAAAAACAAAUUAAUACUUUAAAACCAAAUGAAUUCACAUCUAAAUCUGUAAAUAAUAAUUCAUCAUACAAUAAAUACCAAACGAGUAAUAAUAAUAAUAAUGAUAAAAAUAAUUUGAAGCGAUCAAACAAAGAUGUGAAAGAAAAAAUAAAACUUGAAAAUUCUUAUAAUUCUGAAUUUAAACAUGAAUCACAUGAUUCACAUUCUUCUACAUUGAAUCAUCAAGUGAAAUAUUCGAAACAAUUCAAUAAACCAAUCAUUGUUAAACAACAACAAUCUUCCAAUAAUCGUCCAUCAUCAUCAUCAUCAUCGUCAACAUCAUCAACAUCUUCAAGUUCAUUUAAUUCAUCAUCUGAAUUAUCAGUGAAAUAAUAAUAAAAAAAUAUACUUUUAAAAUGAAUUAAUUUUCAAAUUUUACUCAAUUUAUUUAUUUUUUGUUUUUGGAAAAAA
Molecule: messenger RNA, 1500 nt
Organism: Schistosoma curassoni
Lineage: Eukaryota; Metazoa; Platyhelminthes; Trematoda; Strigeidida; Schistosomatidae
Source: the annotation of a GenBank genome assembly